Molecule: messenger RNA, 622 nt
Organism: Vespa mandarinia (Asian giant hornet)
Lineage: Eukaryota; Metazoa; Arthropoda; Insecta; Hymenoptera; Vespidae
Source: RefSeq, a predicted model, not a curated record
AUGAAAAAAAGGCUAUCAAAUGUUAUCGAACAAUUUACCGAGUUUACUACGCGUUUGUCAUGUUGGUUAUGGGACACCUUCGAAUCCUUACUGGACAUUUUUAUGGACUUUUUAGCAAAGACACUAGAACUAAUACUUGCCAUGAUGAAUCUAUUCUUCCAAGUGAUGUGUUUCCUCAGGGAUCUCUGUAUCGAUGCUAUGAGAACAUACUUGAAUACCUUUCAUGGUAUCGUCAAUAUCAUCAAAAGCAUCAAAUGCGAUGACGUGGAAGAUUUUGCCUCCGCGUGUAUUGUCGUCAUUCUUUGGAUUGAGGCUAUCAGGAUAGUUAUGAGUUUGGUGAAGCAGAAUCCACGAACGAAAAUAUGGACUUGGUUUGGUCGAAAUGCGGAAAAGAAAAAUAAUAAUUUAAACACAAAUCCAAAGAUUUAUGGAAAACAGCAUUGCUCGUGUAAGAAAUCUGGCAAACAAGGUGGUCGAUACGUAAAACGUUCCCAGAAUAUGACCUCGAAAGAAAACCUUAUUGAAUAAAACAAAAGGAUUAUUGGUCAAGGUAAUAUAGUAGAUAUUCUCUAUUGAUUUCCAAAAUCCUAGAAAAUUCGCAAAAAAAAUAUCAGGAUCUUAU